UUUUUUCUUUCUUUGUGUAGAUCAAUCCUGGGAGUAAGGCAGCCCUGGCUAACCUGUGUCCCGGAGAUAUUAUUCUGGCCAUUAAUGGAGAGAGUACAGAAAGCAUGACUCAUCUAGAAGCACAAAACAAGAUCAAAGCAUGUAUGGACCAGCUGAUGCUAUCUGUGAACAGAGCUGAAGGCAAGACCUGGACUCCUAAUAUUUUAGAAGAUGGAAAAGCACAAGCUUACCGGAUAAACAUCGAAUCAGAACCACAGGAUAAUGGGCCCAGUCAGGGUCAAAAACCCAUGUCCUAUGCUCCUAGCGGGAGCCCAACUGACAACAAACAGAUGUUGAACUUACAAUACAAUCAUCCAACACGGCUCUAUACAAAUAACAAUGUCGAAUCCAGUUUGCCAGGACAGAUGAGUGGGCUCCAUAUUGCUUCACCACACAGUGCCGACCCUUUAAAAUCUCUCCCGAGGAGCAGAAAUGGAAUUGACAUGGAGUCAGAUGUGUACAAGAUGCUCCAGGAUUAUGAAAAGCCAGUUUCAGAGCCUAAGCAAUCUGGAUCGUUCCGCUAUUUGCAGGGCAUGUUAGAAGCUGGAGAGAAUGGUGAAAAACUCGACCGGCUGACUGGCCCAAGAAACAUCAAAUCUCCAGUAUCAAAACUCGGUGGUGCCAUGUCUGGAUUGCAGAUGCUCCCUGAGUGCACCAGAUGUGGCAAUGGGAUCGUAGGGACAAUCGUCAAAGCUCGGGACAAGCUCUACCACCCAGAAUGUUUCAUGUGCGAUGACUGUGGCCUAAACCUGAAGCAGAGGGGGUAUUUCUUCAUCGAGGAGCAGCUGUACUGCGAAACGCAUGCCAAGGAAAGGGUUAAGCCCCCUGAAGGAUAUGAUGUUGUGGCUGUUUAUCCAAACGCUAAAGUUGAACUUGUCUAAGUGCGUACUCUAUUCCUGGAGAGGUCAAAAGGCAACUCGCCCACCCACACACACGCCGCUAGUUUUAAAAUAUGUCUGUAAUCAACUCCGAUUACUAGCGGCUCAGUAAAAUGCCUAUUCAUAGAUAAAGUGCUUUACACUAGGGAUAUCAAGGGGAUGGUGUUGAAAGCGUAUGAGCAGGUUUUUUCCUUCCUUUUGACGCUCUGCUUUUGGGUUGUGCUGAGUUUUUAAAUAAUUUCUGCCUUUGCCUUGUCCAAGAUCUGUGUAAAUAUUGAUUAAUUUUCUACUAUGUUUCAUAUAAAACCAGUAUUCUGUUUUCCCCCCUCUUCAUUUUAAAAUGUAAGGAAAACAUUUUAAAAGCUCAAAGAAAAUAAGGCACUUUGACAAAAGAAACUAACAUUGCAUUGCUUUAGAUUCAGACCUUUCGGUAACACAUCGCUCACUGGCUUUGAGUGCUAAAAAAAUUGAGACCAGGUGGAAGCUGUGGUCCAGCAAUACAGCACUGGUAAUGGUGUUGAGAGAGUUUUAUACAAGAUCUGAUAUUAAGCAGAGAUGACUGUCCUGGGCAAAAAUGGUCUUUUUUUAAAAGUAGUCACAAUGAAAUUCACUAGUUACAUGACAUGGCAUUCGCCCGAUCUACAGACCUGAUCAAGAUUUCAAUCAAACAGAACUGAAAAAGCACUGUACACCUGCUGUGAGGUUUGCUUUUCUAUUUUCUUGUAGUUUCUGGAAUUCUGUAGUGUUUAAUGCUUAGGACCUUGAAAUAGUACUGGAGCUGCCUGGGCGAUUCCUGAACUGAUCUUCAGCUCCUAAGCUUGCCUGCCUUGUUCAUCCUCCAGCAACAGGUAUCUUUUGUUCAUCAUAGGCCUGAUCCAGCUUUUGCUGUUUUCAGUGGCCUCUAGAAUUGUACAGAAGCUCUUUGUAAUUUCACGGCUGUGGAACCAGUAGUAAAAUCCAUCACAAAUGUAGUAAGUAACAUGAAAACUGGAAAAUGCAGGUCGGAGCUCCCUCUUUCUCAUCUUUCUGAUCUAGAGGGAUCAGAUUUAGACCCACUGCUGCUCAGCCCAAUGCUGAGCCAUUAACAAGGUCUGGUUUCCCUUUUGUUUUGGAGAAAUUUUUGGUUUUCUUGAGAGACAAGUUUUGCCCUGGUGUUUGGAGCUUUUUCUUUUUCUUGGGCGUCCUGCUGGGACGGCCUCCAAUAUUGGCUGAACGCAGAGCCGUUUUGCAAGCUGGGAGCUGAGAUCGCCACUCAUGCUAAUAGAAGCCAUGUGGCCAAUUUCCCCCAUGCACUGCUUUGGAAACCCUACCCCUUCAUUACCAGCACAUUAAAAAGAAGAAGCCUGGAAACAUUUUUCUUUUAGAAAGGUCAUGUCUGCUGCUGUAGGCAGUAGGAUGCAGUUGCUACACUAAUCAACAGACACUAAGCAGCACAUGCGAUUAGUCCACCCAUAGGGACUGAAGUUGCUCUCCAGAUAGAAUUAGAGCACAUAUCUCUGUGAACACUGCUGGACUGUAGUUCCCCCAACUUCCUUUGGCAUCAGUGGGGGCUGAAAACACUCAGCUUGCAGGAAUAUGUAACCUUUCAGCUUGUCACAGGGCAAGCCUACCUGUUCCCCUUUGGGGGCGGGAAGGGUGUUGGGCCUCUGAAACCCCUUGAGUAGUGCUCAACCCCGCAUGUGUCCUAAUGGCCACAGUCAAUAGUAAAACCUUUAAAACAGAACAGCAGGGGGAAAUCACCUUUUUUGUGCAUCAGAAAGCUGAAAGUAGAACUGCAUGUACAUCUUUUAUACUGCAGAACCCCUGCUGACCCCACUCCCGGGGAGCCAGCAUGUAACCAUAACGGAAACUGAUGAGCUGAUGCUUAUCGAGUACUGUUUAAAUGGUUACACUUUUCUAUCCCUAGCAUCGUCACUAUAAUGAUGCGUCUCUGUGCACUUCCUCUGUAAAAUAUCACUUGUGGUUUCUUUCCUUUAGCUUCAUUGUUCCACUUCAUUGUUCCAGAAAGUUUGUGUUCACUCUCUCAUGUGUUCUUUAGCUAAUUGUCUGCUUAAUAAGAAGUAAUGGUAGUCGAGUAAUGGGGGUCAAGAGAUACGGGAUGUGCUGCCAUAGGUUUCCUGUGAGACCUUGGGCAAGUCAUUUAACCCCUCUUGCCACCUCGGUUUCCACAGGUGUUAGACUUCUUCAUAGCAUAGUUGUGAAUCUGAGUUCCUGUUGUCAAGCACCUUGACAUACUCAGCUGGAAGAUGGGAAGGAAGCAUGCAGUAUUGUUUAAUCAAACACCAAGGUUCAAGUUUGAAAGUCAUUUUCCCCUAUUGUAAGUUCCCUCUCUCAGAAAGCCAUUGCUUAGUAUUAUCAGAUAUGGGUCACAAGCAUGUAUGCUCACUGGCAGGGCUCGACAAAUCACUGAAUCUACUCGCCCCAGUCACCCCGUUCACCGGCAGUGCGCGCAUGCGCAAUGUGGGUCUUGCGUGUGCGCAGUGCGGGGUGGGAGAGUAGAUUUCGCUGCUGUUUGUCAAGCCCUGUUCAUUGGGUUUGCUUGACUUGAAACAGACACUUUACACUCCUCUGAUUCCUGCAGAUAAAUAGUCAAAACAUCUCUUCCCUCACUAUUCAGAGAUUUGCAGCGCCAAAGAAUGACAGCUAAUGCCAGAUCAGCAUGUGAAAUAAUAAUCAUAUAGUGACCCAGCAGUAAGUCAGAACCAAUAGGAUUGAGCGCAGGCUUGAGUGGGCAGGAGGAAGUGCACUGCGAGGUUGGCCUACCCAGCUUUUCCAAAUGGAUUAUUGUGAGAACGACAUAUUUGUCAGGUGGAGUCAUCUAUCACUGUCCAGUACCUUGGACUUCUGUUCAACUCCAUUUAUAAGGCAGUUUUUCACACUGCAGGUGUCCAGCAUGCUCUUCAGAUGUCUUGUAAUGGUAGCAGGAGGCGCAACUUAGACAGUCACACAUUGCUUCAUUACCCUGGUGUUUAAAUGAAUAAAUCAAGUAAACCGUUCACUUAGGGAUCCUCAGGGGGUCUCACUUAACUGUUACAUAAACAACAAUGCUGGCAAGAUCUGAGGUAAGGAAUUCAAACAUACCUCUCUUUUUAUUUGAAAAUAAUUCCCACAAAUCAACAUUUCCAUACAGUUGUCUCAUAGCCACUCUUCCUUAUGAGUAAUUAACUCACUUGAUUCCCCCCUCUCUCCUCCCAAGUAGCUUAAAAUGGAGCCACCUCACACAGUAAUAUCCUAUGGUAAAUUAGUUUCAGGACAUAUUCCAUUUCACUGACAUUAUUUGUAUUGUAACAAAUGGCUAAAACUAGGCUGCUGUUCCGCUUGCUUUGCCAGGCUAGUGACAGGAAUGAACUGUGUAAAUACCGUAAGCAUCUGUUAACUCUGUUAUUUAACUCUGUAAAGCGUUUGGGGGAGACCGUUUGUAUGAAAUGCCAAAUAAAGUUGUACUGUCAGUUUCAUGUA
Pelodiscus sinensis (Chinese soft-shelled turtle) is the source of this 4376-nucleotide messenger RNA. The record is from RefSeq and is a predicted model, not a curated record. NCBI's taxonomy places the organism in Eukaryota, Metazoa, Chordata, Testudines, Trionychidae.